UCCAGAAACCCAGUCAGUGAAGAGAGUCUGAGUGAAGAUGUGGUGGAAAACCAGUGUGACUUUACUCCUGCUGAUGUGUGUCAGAGCAGAUUCACUUUCUAAUUUGCAAGUUUGCGGACGUCCAAACCCCACAUUAAACCCUCGUAUUGUGGGUGGUGUGAAUGCAAUUGAGGGUGCGUGGCCGUGGAUGGUCGGUCUGCACGACAGUCAUGGUCAUUUUUGUGGCGGCUCCCUCAUUAACAAUGAAUGGGUGCUGACAGCAGCUCACUGCAUUGUUAGUGAAACCACAUCCAGCAUGAUUGUGUACUUAGGAAAGUGGAGGAGUUAUGCAGCUGAUCACAAUCAAAUCACCAGAACUGUCAGAGACAUCAUUCCACAUCCCUCCUACAAUAACAGAACUAAUGAUAAUGACAUCGCUCUGCUGCAGCUGUCAGCUACAGUUCAAUAUACUGACUACAUUAAACCCAUAUGUCUAGCAGACGAAAACAGCAACUUCCCUGCUGGCACCAAAAGCUGGGUCUCAGGCUGGGGGGAUAUUGGAGUUUUGGGCACAGGUGGUAUAAUAGGCAGAACCACAGUGUCUGUUCCUUUACCUCAUCCUGGCAUUCUGCAAGAGGUUGAGCUUAAAGUGUACAGUAAUGCAGACUGCAACAAUAUUUGUCAUGGACGCAUCACCCCCAACAUGAUAUGUGCUGGUACACGGCGUGGAGGCAAAUCAACCUUUUCUGGGGACUCUGGUGGUCCACUGGUGAGUAAGUGUUCAGUGUGGGUUCAGGCUGGUGUUCUCAGUCAUGGGUAUGGAUGUGCACAGCCCAAUCUUCCUGAGGUGUUCACUCGCGUCUCAGAGUAUAAACAAUGGAUUACAGGCAAUGUUGGUGGAAACCUGCCUGGAUUUGUCCUUUUUGACCCAAGAUGUUCUCUUCGCAAAGUUCUCAGUCAAGUCUGCUGCUUUGGAUAACAAAAACUGCUGCUGUGAAUAUGUAUAUUGAUGCUCUGGCUAUACCUGGACACCUGCCUAUCACAUGAUGAAGUCUCUUCUUGUCUGCUAUCUGUAAGACUAUACUUCUGGCCAAUGUUGAUCUGGAAACUCCUCAGUGUUAGUACUGGAAGACUCUUUCUUACAUUUCUACACAAGUUCUAAUAUUGAACAGCUCUCUUCAAGAUUAACACAACCUGACGUGACAAGUCUUCUGGCAUUCCACCACCACUGCAGCUAUUUAAAAUGCAUUGCUUCAAAUAUGCAUACUAGUUUUUUACAUUGUAAAUGACACCAUGGUGAUUGAAUCAUGAUAGAAAGAGCACUUCAUUGUGUGCACAGCAUGUGCAAAAGUCUUUGUGGAAUUAUUAAAAUAGUUUAGAACUGCA
Messenger RNA from Danio aesculapii, 1365 nucleotides. RefSeq names its product serine protease 27-like. Lineage: Eukaryota; Metazoa; Chordata; Actinopteri; Cypriniformes; Danionidae. Gene Ontology annotation, molecular function: serine-type endopeptidase activity. The record is from RefSeq and is a predicted model, not a curated record. The transcript is spliced from 7 exons. Gene Ontology annotation, biological process: proteolysis. The coding region runs from base 38 to 958 and encodes 306 amino acids.